AUAAGUUAUCCAAAAGUUUAAGUUUAAUCAACAGGAAAAUGCCGACCAAAACUAGAUAAUAAAAACAAUGCAUUGGAAUAAUCAACAAAAAACAUUUUAGAAAUAAAUUUUCAUCGAUUUUGUAGAAAAGUAAACAAAAUGACACUGGCGUACCUUGUGGCAUCAAUACCGGUUUUGCCAUUUUAUCUACUAUUUUUACUAAUAUUCUUCAUCUUCAAACAAAUAGUCUUCGUGAUUCUACGAUACAAAUACGGCUCUCGUCUAGUAGAACUAAAUCAUGCAGAUACUUAUUAUUGUGUUGGAGAAGUCGUAGACAACAGCAUAGUUCUUUUCAUGAUCCUAAAUUCAGAUCUGACAGAAGAAGACAUGGCUAAAAAAAUUGAGAACUGCGUCGAUACGAAGCUUGUCCAGAAUGCGAAACAAAUAAAAAAUUUGUUCACGUCACUCAACAGUACGAUGGGUUAUAAUUAUCUUCUAGCUGAAGAGGCUCUUGCUAAGAAUCAUGUAAGUAUACUUGACGUCCAGAAAAGAGGAUGGACCACCUUACAUGAGUUAGCAUAUGAGUACAGUAGUGAGCCUUUACCGCUGAACAAGUACCUGUGGGAGAUGGUUGUGGUUAAAGCCACUGACCAAUGGAAAGUUCAAAAUGGUUUCAAAAAGGGACAAGUGAUUGUUUACAUCAGACUACACCAUGCUAUCAGUGAUGGUCUAUCAGGAAUGAACCUACUCUGCAGUCUUAUAGGUAAUAGCGACACAUUCGACAAUUUUCUCAAAACAAUGUCCAAGAAUAUCAAAACCAAAAAUAGCGUCCUUCAAUUUUUGCAAAAUCUUUACUUCUUUUUCAUUAUACCUGGACUUAUGGUGGUCGAGAUCUACAAAAUUACCAAAGACAAGACUUUAUGGCGUAACAAAUCUUGUAAUGGAAAAAAUCGAUUUGCUAUAAAAGUUGAAGAUGGUGUUGUCGAAAAGGUGGCUGCUAUAAGAAGGGAACUUAAGACCUGCACAUUUUCUGAAGUUCUGCUGACAGCUACUUCCAAGGCCUUCUACGAUUACUUUAAAAAUAAAAAGAUGGCCAUUCCUGUUAACCUCGGCACGUUUUUGGUAUCUAUAGCAGAUUUGAGUAAUAUGAAUGUAAAUGGAAUACCUCAACUUAAAAAUCGAUUCGGUAUUGUUGCACUACCAUUGCCAGUUGAUGUCAAGUCGGACUCUAUGGUAACUAGAUUGAAUGCAGUAAAGGAGUUUACCAGAAAUCCAGAAAUAUCUGUUCCAUUUACCAUAAACUAUUACUUUUAUACACACUUAUUAGGAUACUUUCCACCCAGCAUAAAAAUGAUUUUCCUUCCGGUGAAGUUCACAACUUUAGCAAUCAGCAAUCUUCCGCCUAUUGAUAAAAUUACUGUGUUCGGUAACGUCGACUUGGAUGAUAUGUACUUCUUUACACUAAACAGGGAUGAACUGGCCAUCGGUGUGGGAUUAUUUACAUACGGAAAGAAGGUACAUCUAGGAUUAAAGGUGAACGAAGAAUUUAUGCCGCUACAGGAAGAUUGUGAAAAGUUCUUGGAGAAUAUUAUUAAAGCUGUUGAAAAAAUGAGAGUGGAAGUGACGAUGAAAAGAAUCUAAAAGAAAAUUUUGUUUUAGUUUAAUAUAAUAAUAAUUAUAAUAAUUUUUUAUAUAAUAUAGUGUAGACGUUUACAUAAAUAU
Molecule: messenger RNA, 1701 nt
Organism: Diabrotica virgifera virgifera (western corn rootworm)
Lineage: Eukaryota; Metazoa; Arthropoda; Insecta; Coleoptera; Chrysomelidae
Exons: 5
Coding region: 139-1620 (493 amino acids)
Biological process (GO): triglyceride biosynthetic process
Cellular component (GO): plasma membrane
Molecular function (GO): diacylglycerol O-acyltransferase activity; long-chain-alcohol O-fatty-acyltransferase activity
Source: RefSeq, a predicted model, not a curated record